AUGUCACAAGGGUCUAUCUCACCUACUAGAAAUCGCAAAACCUUCUCUGGCUGUUGGUCAUGCCGAGAACGCAAAAUCAAGUGCGAUGAAGCGAAACCCACUUGUCGUCAGUGCAUGAAAAGUCACUUGGAGUGUAAAGGUUACGGUCUUAGACUCCAAUGGAUCAUCAACAAACAACCAGAUGCGGAGUUUCCCGGUGUUAGCAAUCCGCGCAGAAAUAUCGCUCUGGAUGCCCAUACGCCAGUGCUUUCAUUAGACAGAAUUGAUGAGAUACUAACCAGCCUUGGCCACUAUGAUCCAAGGCACAGGCCUGCUCUGCAAGAAAAUAUACACAUUUUCACGAAAUGCUUUGGAGUGUUUCGGGAUGUGAAAUCCGAAGUUGAUGCCUCGCCAUUAACCAUAGAGUUUACACCAACAAGCACGGAGGCGCAACAUACGUUGAAUACCGCAAGCACUACUACCUCCCCAGUAAUAGGUGAGAAUGCUAGUAUUGAUGUGUUCGAUCACAACUUCUCUACACCCAAAGAUGACAGGGGGUCCUUGAUGAACCGCUCUUCAAAUCAAUCACCGAGUAUCUCUAGGUUUGGCAUCGAUACCCACAAUCAAAGCAAACUAAACGCCCGCGGUGGUUUUGCCGAGGAGAUUGAGACUGGGUCUUUCGGACUUUACGAAAAUGGAGUGGAUUUGGCUUCCCGGUCGGUGACUCUCGGGAGGACAGAGAAGUUCCUGAUACACUACUAUUCGAAGCGAGUUGUAAACCUUUUUUGUGUUAUUGAAAAUGGGACAAGCCCGUGGAAGUCGAUCCAUCUCCCCAAGAUACUCCAUGCCGUGGGAGAAAUCACCAUUGAGGGGGAAACAUCGAGAAUAUGCGAAGCUCUUGUACGCUCGUGUCUUUCGAUUAGCGCUUUCUGUCUGUCGAAUGAUUGCGGGCUACGACUUCAAGAGACUAAAGCCCUCAGAUGGGAACAGUUGGCGAAUGAGUUUCGACUUCAAGCUAUCAGGCUGCUCAGAAAUGCGAUGCAGAACGACUUUUACCCAAACAACGGCGUAAAGUACACCGACUUUCUUGCUACCACCUUAUCUAUGAUUACAAUCGACGUAAUGUCGGGCAAAACGGACACCUGCGGGAUUCAUUUAGAUGGGGCCUUGCGGUUGAUCAAUCACGGGCAAACCUGGAAGCAACAAUACUCUAGCAAAGCAGAAACUCUCCACCGAAUGUACUUUUACUUGCGGGCGAUUUUCGAGAGCACAUUGCCCCGCCAUAGCCGAUCACGAAGGCUACGAACCUCUUGUUCCACUGAGGAGGACGUAGAUUCUCAAGACGUGUUUUGUCACAAGAUCGUCGCCAAAAGCUCAGCCUGUCCAGAGCAUUUAACCGAAGAACAGAAGACAGAUCCAAAGAUCGGAAGUUUCGAGAGCAUUUAUGGCGUUCCUUACAGCCUCCUUUUUCUACUCACCAAAGUCAUCGACCUUAUAUACAAACUCUACGACGAAUCCUUCGAUGGCCGAAUCCCACUACAUCUUAUGGACGAGUGUGAUGAACUUGAAUAUUCCAUAAUGGAUUGGCCCGCUCACACCAGCUUCCCAUAUGAACCGCCACAUGACUAUUCAUCAAGCGCCAAGAUCGUUCACUAUCAUACCGCCGCCUUCCAUGAAGCGCUCAUUAUUUAUUUUGCACAGCACGUUCGGCUUGUUGGUCACCGUUUCCUACAGCCACAUAUACGGGCCGUCCUAGGCAGAAUGGAAGUCAUUGAGCAGAUCAAAGUCGAAACCAACUUGGUAGCUGCCCCGCUGUAUUGGCCUGCGUUUAUUGCCGGCAGUGAGGCCUUUGAUGAAGCCCUGCAGAAAAGGUUUCGGAAGUGGUACGAGCAUGUGAUGUUCUACGGGAUAGAGGCGCUGAGGACAGGCUUCUCUGUACUCGAAGAGGUCUGGGAAAUGGGACCGCAGAGAGCAGAUAGGGUGACGAGUUCAUGGCGCGAAGUGGUAGAAAAGUCAAGCAAGGUACUGAUGUUGAGUUAA
Clonostachys rhizophaga is the source of this 2019-nucleotide messenger RNA. NCBI's taxonomy places the organism in Eukaryota, Fungi, Ascomycota, Sordariomycetes, Hypocreales, Bionectriaceae. The record is from the annotation of a GenBank genome assembly.